This is a messenger RNA of Gastrolobium bilobum, 1839 nucleotides long. Its product is annotated as oxalate--CoA ligase. The transcript is spliced from 4 exons. Gene Ontology annotation, biological process: fatty acid metabolic process. Bases 60 to 1625 code for a protein of 521 amino acids. Gene Ontology annotation, molecular function: medium-chain fatty acid-CoA ligase activity. Lineage: Eukaryota; Viridiplantae; Streptophyta; Magnoliopsida; Fabales; Fabaceae. The record is from RefSeq and is a predicted model, not a curated record.
GCUUUCACCAUUCAGAGAGACUCAUCGGUCAUCGCAUCAAAGUUGAUUAUUUAGAAACAAUGGAAACACCAACGACACUCACCGGGUUGCUCCGCCGCAUCGCCGCGAAAUUCCCCUCCCGGAGAGCCAUCUCCGUCGCCGGAAAGUUCGACCUCACCCACUCCCGCCUCAACGAACUCGUCGACCUAGCCGCCGCUGGCCUUGUCUCCGCCGGAAUCAAGACCGGCGACGUCGUCGCACUCACCUUCCCCAACACCGUCGAGUUUGUCAUUUUGUUCUUAGCCGUUAUUCGAGCACGAGCAACGGCGGCGCCACUGAAUGCGGCUUACACAGAAGAAGAGUUCGAGUUUUAUUUGUCUGACUCAGAAUCGAAGCUUCUACUAACGACGUCGUUUGAAGGAAACAAGCCAGCUCAAGCCGCGGCUUCGAAGCUCAACAUACCCUGCGGCUCGGCUUCACUUACUCAAGCCGAAGGCAAUGAAGCUGAGUUGAGUCUCUCGCUGAACCAGCCCGAGUCAGAGCUCGACUCAGUGAACUCGCUCCCCGGACUCAGUAACGACCCUUCCGACGUGGCGCUGUUCCUCCACACCUCCGGAACCACGAGCCGCCCCAAGGGGGUUCCGCUGACUCAGCACAACUUGUUCUCGUCGGUACGGAACAUUCAAUCGGUGUACCGACUCACUGAGUCUGACUCCACGGUCAUCGUGCUUCCGUUGUUCCAUGUUCACGGUUUGAUCGCCGGAUUACUGAGUUCACUCGGUGCCGGCGCGGCGGUGGCGCUGCCGGCGGCGGGGAGGUUCUCUGCUUCGACGUUCUGGAAGGACAUGAUUAAGUACAACGCCACGUGGUAUACUGCGGUUCCUACCAUACACCAGAUCGUACUGGAUCGCCACCUGUACAACCCGGAACCCGUUUACCCGAAGCUCCGGUUUAUUCGGAGCUGCAGCGCGUCGCUUGCACCGGUUAUAUUGGGUCGGUUGGAGGAGGCAUUCGGAGCCCCGGUUUUGGAGGCUUAUGCGAUGACUGAGGCGUCUCAUCUCAUGGCUUCGAACCCGUUGCCGGAAGAUGGGCCCCACAAGGCCGGGUCGGUUGGGAAACCCGUGGGUCAAGAAAUGGCAAUAUUGAGUGAGACGGGUCGGGUCUUAGAAGCUGAAUCCAAUGGUGAGGUUUGUAUUCGGGGACCCAAUGUGACAAAAGCAUACAAGAACAACCUGGAUGCUAAUACGACGGCGUUUCAGUUUGGUUGGUUUCACACUGGCGAUCUUGGUUACUUUGACCCAGAUGGGUACUUGCAUCUUGUGGGUCGGAUCAAGGAGCUCAUAAACAGAGGAGGAGAGAAAAUAUCACCAAUAGAAGUGGAUGCUGUGCUUCUAUCACAUCCAGACAUUGCUCAGGCUGUUGCUUUCGGAGUUCCUGAUGAGAAAUAUGGCGAAGAGAUACAAUGUGCAAUCAUCCCAAGAGAAGGAUCACACAUUGAUGAGGCAGAGGUUAUAAGAUUUAGCAAGAAGAACCUUGCAUCUUUUAAAGUCCCCAAAAAGGUCUUCCUUACUGAUUCUUUGCCCAAGACCGCCACUGGCAAGAUUUUGAGGCGUCUUGUGGCAGAACACUUCAUCUCUCAAACUUGAAUCUCCAACUUUGAAGCCUAGAUACCUUACAAAUAAAGGGUUGGAGUUCGCAGACCAUAAAAAAUACUUUUACAAUAUGUUGGCAUCUUGGGAUUCAAGAGGUAGAUAUUUCUGCAACUAGUCUUUCCUACAGGAUACAAUAGAUUGUAAAUUUCGAUGAUUCUUGUGAAGUGUUCACAAUGCAAUGUUUUACAUUUAUACUUACCAGAAUUUC